CAGGAGGAAGAGUCGCCGCCGGUGGCGGCCGCCCGAGAGGCAGGGCCAGGGUGUUCCAAGCAGCGGCAGCAACAAAGGCAUCUUCCCUUUCCCUCCCGCCCCUGCUCCCCUCUUGCUAGGGCCAGCCAUGGAAGAUGGAUCUUCGUCGGCCAGCUGCUUCAGACGGUUUACCGAGUGCUUCUUGAGCGCAAGUUUGACAGAUGAAAAAGUGAAGGCCUAUCUUUCUCUUCACCCCCAGGUACUGGAUGAAUUUGUAUCAGAGAGUGUCAGUGCUGAAACAGUGGAAAAAUGGCUAAAAAGGAAACACAAUAUAGAGGAAGAUGAUUCAACUCCUAAGCAUGUCAGCAGGUACCAGAAUUCUGAUAUGCAAGGAAUGGUGUACGAACUGAACAGCCAUAUAGAGAAGCGGUUGGAUAUAGGAGGGAACCACCAACUGCUCUUGUAUGAAUUGAGCGCCAUCAUUCGAGUGGCUACAAAGGCUGAUGGGUUUGCACUGUAUUUCCUGGGAGAAUGCAAUAAUAGUCUUUGUAUGUUCACACCACCAAGAAUAAAGGAUGGACAACCAGAGCUUGUUCCUGUAGGACCAGUUAAACUCGGCACCACAGUAUCUGCUCAUGUAGCCAAAUCUAGGAAAACACUAUUAGUAGAAGAUAUUUUGGGGGAUGAACGGUUUCCCAAAGGAACAGGACUGGAAUCAGGGACUCGUAUCAAGUCUGUGCUUUGUUUGCCAAUUGUUACUGUACUUGGUGAUCUGGUUGGUAUCCUGGAGCUUUAUCGAAACUGGGGUAAUGAAAUUUUCCAUCUCAGUCAUCAAGAGGUUGCGGCAGCAAAUCUUGCAUGGGCCUCUGUAGCAAUGCAUCAAGUAGAGGUAUCCAGGGGUUUGGCCAAACAGACUGAACUGAAUGACUUCCUGCUUGACGUAUCAAAAACUUACUUUGAUAACAUAGUUGCAAUAGAUUCUCUACUUGAAAAUAUAAUGAUAUAUGCAAAAAACCUGGUGAAUGCAGAUCGCUGUGCACUCUUCCAGGUAGAUCAGAAGAACAAUGAGUUGUAUUCAGACCUGUUUGAUAUUGGGGAAGAACAUGAAGGGAAGCCUGUCUUCAAGAAGACCAAAGAAAUAAGAUUUUCUAUUGAAAAAGGAAUAGCUGGUCAGGUAGCAAGAACUGGUGAAGUCCUCAAUAUACCUGAUGCCUACGCAGACCCACGUUUUAACAGGGAGGUAGAUCUCUACACAGGCUACACAACAAGGAACAUUUUAUGCAUGCCUAUUGUGAGUCGAGGAAGUGUCAUAGGUGUCGUGCAGAUGGUGAACAAACUAAGUGGAAGUGCCUUUUCUAAAACUGAUGAGAACAAUUUUAAAAUGUUUGCAGUCUUUUGUGCUUUAGCAUUACACUGUGCUAAUAUGUAUCACAGAAUUCGCCAUUCAGAAUGUAUAUAUCGUGUAACUAUGGAGAAGCUUUCGUAUCAUACUGUUUGUACAGCAGAAGAAUGGAAAAAUCUAAUGGAUUGCAAACUCCCACCCCAAGUCUGCAAAGAAAUUGACCUAUUCCACUUUGACAUUAGUCCUUAUGAAGAUUUUUGGCCAGCAAUUUUUAUCUAUAUGAUCCAUCAGUGUUGUGGAAUAGGCUGUUUUGAUCUAGAAAAACUAUGUCGUUUCACAAUGUCUGUAAAGAAGAACUACCGCCGGGUGCCCUAUCACAAUUGGAAACAUGCCAUCACAGUUGUACAUUGCAUGUAUGCUAUUCUUCAGCACAACCACAGGAUUUUCACAGACAUAGAACGAAGGGGUCUUCUUGUUGCCUGUUUAUGUCAUGACCUGGAUCACAGGGGUUAUAGCAACAGCUAUCUUCAGAAAUUUGAUCAUCCCUUGGCAGCUCUUUAUUCCACCUCAACCAUGGAACAGCACCAUUUUUCACAGACAGUAUCUAUACUGCAGCUGGAAGGCCACAAUAUUUUCUCUAAUUUGAACUCCAGUGAGUAUGAACAGGUCUUGGAAAUUAUCCGCAAAGCCAUUAUUGCUACAGACCUUGCUCUGUAUUUUGGAAACCGAAAACAGCUGGAAGAGCUGCAACAGACAAGAUCACUGAAUCUUAAAAACCAAGCACAUAGGGAUCGCGUGAUUGGCUUGAUGAUGACAGCUUGUGACUUGUGUUCUGUGACAAAAUUAUGGCAUGUUACCAGACUGACCGCCAGUGAUAUAUACGCAGAGUUUUGGGCUGAGGGUGAUGAAAUGAAGAAGUUAGGAAUUCAACCUAUACCUAUGAUGGACAGAGAUAAGAAAGAUGAAGUUCCUCAGGGCCAGAUUGGGUUCUAUAAUGCUGUAGCCUUGCCGUGCUACACCACACUCACACAGAUCCUCCCUCCCACAGGGCCACUACUUCGAGCAUGCAGGGAAAAUCUCAAACAAUGGGAAAAAGUGAUACGAGGGGAAGAAGCUUAUGGAUGGAUACCCACUGAGUCCAGUAGUUCUGACUCAGGCUCUUUUCCUGUGAAGAUUGAUGACUGAUCCACCUUUAUUUAAGGCUCCCACCCAAUUUUUAGCUCUUUAAAAGGAUAAACCACCCUGCAAAUACAAACAGGGAAGGCUGAGUGCAAAUUUCUUUUCCUCGGUGAUAACAGUGUGAACACAAGUUUGAGUGAUAAUUCAACUAUCAAAGCAAAAGUUGGCUUGUAAAUAUAAAAGACUGGCUUUUUUAUAGGCUAUUUUGCUGAGGCCUUAAUUUCAAGAUGAUUGGACUGGGAGGGCUAACCUAGGGUUGCUUUUAAAUUGUGUCUUUGCGGUAAGGAGGUUUCACUGGUACUUUUGCUUACUAUUACACAAUACUGUGAUUGGCUUUAAUACCAGGCUCACCUGGGGAAGUCUAGGCUAUAAAUAGGACAUUGCCACACUAAUAUGGUACAUGUUUUUGUUUGAUCUUUGAACUCCAGAAGAAAAUCUCUGGGGCAGAAACUAUCACUGAGUUUACAGUACUUGAAUUUAUCUUGCUCCAGUGGGAGGUUUAACUUCCAGAUACUAGUCUCCAAAAGUUAUUUGAUUAGCAUCAUAAAGCAACUACUCUAUUGCACACAUUAGUCAUUGGGGAGAAAAUAUCAGUGUUUCUUUAGUGAUUUUAUAAUUUAGGGAAAGUGUCUAUUUCUACACUGGAUAUAGUAGAAUAUUUACUUCUGGUUGUAAGUGUCCUGUCAGGUACCUGAAGACAUUCUUUUCAACCCUAGUAACAGCAAUGGGUUGAAUUUCAAAUGUGGUAGCAAAAAUCUGUCAGGAAAAGCCAGUCAUUUUUAAAACAGAUAUUAGAGAUGGAUGCCUCCAAAUCCCAGCUAGUUUACAAAAAAUAGGACCUUCCAGGCAUAGUCAUAAUUUCUAGAAGUCAUAAUGGUACUUACUUGUUCUUAGUAGCUUCUGUGUUGCUCGCUAGUACUGGGUGGGUUCUUUUCUGCCUUUCCCUUUGAAUCUCCAUUUACCUGAUAACCUUAAAAAAAGAAGAAGUCUAGUCUUGUAAACUGUUGCCUGUGGAACAAGAAAGCUGAUUUGUAAACCAUUGCACUUACAUACUGUGAAUGAAGUCUGUAUUGAUUUUGGCCCCAAUUCUGCACAUAAUUGCAUUAUGUGAUAUAUUUCCAUAUGUGUUAGGCUGUACAUGCUUUGAAAAUGUGAAGAAAGAAAGAAAUGUUUUAAGCCUUACAUGAGCACAGUACCUCUACUAUUCAUUAGAAUAGUUCUUCUUUUUCAGGCU
This is a messenger RNA of Candoia aspera, 3734 nucleotides long. It is a transcript of the gene PDE10A, whose product is annotated as phosphodiesterase 10A. Lineage: Eukaryota; Metazoa; Chordata; Lepidosauria; Squamata; Candoiidae. Gene Ontology annotation, biological process: signal transduction; negative regulation of receptor guanylyl cyclase signaling pathway. The record is from RefSeq and is a predicted model, not a curated record. The transcript is spliced from 22 exons. Gene Ontology annotation, molecular function: 3',5'-cGMP-stimulated cyclic-nucleotide phosphodiesterase activity; protein binding. Bases 128 to 2506 code for a protein of 792 amino acids.